UCUAUUAAUGAAAAGUUAACUUUUUUAAAAUUGAAUAUCUGGACGGAUAACAAUAAAUAUUAGUUAAUUCCCUUAAAGUCAUCAAACAGUUCUCAGAAUCGAAAUCAAUUUUUUUCUACUGUUAACCGCACAAUAGUUCACAAUUCAAGUCUGUGAUAAUGCAUCUGGAGUAACAAUAAAUCAAUCAUCUGAAUUAAAAUCAAUUGGAUUAAAUACCUUCGUGAAAGUUUACUCAUAUCAAUCAAACAAGAAAAAAAGCAUAAAACCACAUAAGAAAUUGGUGACGUAGAAGGUUUUCAGAGGCCAUUUUGUUUAUUUUUUUGUUUUGUUGUUGAUGUUGUUGUUACUUCUGAGAAAGUCAAGGAAAACUUUCAGUUUUAAAAGCUCUAACACAAAUCAUAAGUAUCGAUAUAUUUGGAUUAUUUCAUUCUGCACAACAAGUCUUAACUUUGGAUUAAAAUUGAAACCUUCGUAGCAUGGAGUCACUAAUAUUUAUCAGGGAUUUUUAUUUCAUCGGACUGCUAAUGGUAUCAUCAAUCAAGAAUAUUGGUAUCAAUGCUCGAGCCCCGCCUGAACCAUACUAUGGACGAACGAUUGGGCAAUUUACAGAUUUUGCACAUGGAAUCAAGGGAAUGGUCUAUGCAGUGGACGAGUCAACAUUGUUUAUUAAGGAUUUUGCCUAUGAUGGAACUGGACCGGAUGCUUUCUUCUGGGUUGGGAAUUCUCCGCGACCAUCGCCUGAAGGUUACAUAAUUCCUUAUCCAGAAGAGUACAGUGGGAGAGAACCACCAGUUCUUCGGGCGCACAAUAACAGCGACAUCAUUCUUCGUCUGCCUAUGGGUAAAAGAAUUCGAGAUACAAGAUGGUUAUCAGUGUGGUGUCGACGAUUCACUGUUGAUUUCGGAGAAGUUUUCAUUCCACCGGGACUUGAUGUGCCGCGCCCAAGAGUUUUACCGGAAUUUAAACGUUUCGCACAUGGGCUCCGAUCGAGCAACAUCAGCAUACUCGAUGCUAAAACUUUUUACAUUCCCAAUCUCCACUAUGAUGGUGCCGGACCUGAUGCUUACUUUUGGGUUGGAAACGGUACUGCUCCAAAUAUUAUGGGCAUAAAAGUUCCUAAUGAACUAGGAAGUUAUGAUGUAUUGAGAGGAUACCAAGGUGAAGAUAUCGAGAUUCAACUUCCAGGCAACCUGACUGUAUAUGACAUUGAUUGGUUAGCCGUUUGGUGUGUUGAAUAUCGUCACAAUUUUGGACACAUCCUUAUUCCUAAGGAUCUUGAUGUUCCACCAGCUUUAGGUCAAACGAAGAUAACUGUAAGUCAUAUAAUUAAAAUAUUUCAAAAUUCUCAUAACAAUACAAUUUUACAUUUAAUAAUUUUCAAGCCUGAGUGGUGGUACAACCCUACAACAACAACAACAACUAUUCCUAAGACUAGAAAUUGCAAAGAAGUCAUUGAUGGAAAAUUGCAAGUUCAAUGGGAGAUUCAAAAAGAUUAUGUCGUCAUAGAAUUGUAUGGUCGUAUAGCGGAAGACCAAUAUAUGGCUUUUGGAUUGUCUGGAGCCAACGGACGUUCUCAAAUGGUCAAUGGUGACAUUGUAGUUGCAUUCUACGAUCGUACAGAAUUAAGAUUUCGUGUAGAAGAUUACUACAUGUCACAUUUAUCACAAUGUGAUGGUAAACAAGGUGUUUGUCCCGAUGAACGGAUUGGUGGGAAAAACGAUGCGAUAUUUUUGGCGGGUGAUCGUAAAAACGGUGUGACAUACAUAAAAUAUAAACGAUUACUCCAAACGAAUGAGCCUGUGAAUGAUCAAGCAAUUCCAACUGAUCGUGAAGUUAAUGUGAUUGCAGCAAUUGGUCCUAUAAAUAAAAGAAGCGAAGCCAAUUCGCAUUCACAUACCAGUGAUGAUCAUACGACAGAUGACGUUAAAAUAAAUUUUUCAUCGAAAAACGAACAUUCAUGCACAUCCUCGCUUUAUGAUAGAAGAAGUAAUGAUGCCAUCAACCCUUGGCCUCCAUUAAACUUGAUUGGAGAAAAUACAAUUACUGCUCGCAUUGGACCGACAGGUGGAAAACGUGGCUACACAGCCAUUACUGGUCAUCCGUCAUGGGGAAUUGCAUGGUAUCUUAAUGACUUGUUGAUUCCCGAACUAUAUGUUGAAAGAGGGCAAACUUAUACUUUCCUAGUUGAAGGUGGAAAUGAUGAAACACAACCAGCAAGAUAUCAUCCCUUCUACAUAAGUGAUUCAGAUGAAGGCGGUUAUGGGCAAAAAUCUCAAUUACAACAAUCUCGACAGACAGUUUAUGCCGGAGUUGCAUUUGAAGAAGAUGGAUUUCCUAGACCAACUGCUGCCGGUAGAUAUUGUGAAUGGCAGCAUCUUACAAUUGAUAAAUCAAGCGACAUUGAGACAUUUGAUGAAUAUAAGAAAACUUUGAAAUUAGAAUGUGAUUCUGGUGAACCUGCAGUUCUAAAUUGGACAGUAUCUCAUGAUACACCAGAUCUCGUUUAUUAUCAGUGCUACACUCAUAAUAAUCUUGGAUGGAAAAUUCAUGUUGUUGAUCCAGGCACAACAUUGCACAGAAAUGACGGAAAAUAUUUAGUUCCAAAUUUUUCAACAACAAUUGUUAUAAAUGUUUUGUUGUUCAAUUUAAGAAGCUAUCUGUUAUAGUUGAAAAAUUUGUAAUUAUUGUUUUAUUCAGCUUACAACGAGAUAUUUUACAUUGAAACAACCAUGCGGUAUCUAUGAAGACAUAUCUGUGCGAAUGUUGUGUUUGGAUUGAUGUUGGCUUGUACCCCAAUCUUUGUACAUUUAUUCAUUAAGAACCAAUAUGGUUAAUAGAAACAAGGUGACAAUAUUAGAUAUCAGAAAACUUCUGAUUAGAAUGUAAAUUUUUCUACAAAAGAGACUAAAAGUCUUAAAAAUCUCUCUGAAAGAUAUGAAAUAAGAAACAAUAUGGAUGAAGACAAUAAAUUAUAAAAGUUUAGUUCUGUUGACAAAUUUUAUGAACGAAACAAUGGACAAUAAUUAAAGAAAAGAACAAUGUAAAAGUAAAAUUAUAAAAAGUAACGAAUAAUGUCAAUUUCUACAUGCAAAUUACAUAUAUUCAGCACGACUUGAAAUCGGACCAUGGAGUUUGUCAUAACAACUGAAUGAUAACUUGCAACUAUGUUCGAUUCCAAGUUCUUCUAAUAAUAAGAUAUCACUUUUGCAGAAAACUAUACCGUUGCGCAAAUUUUUUGUUGCAAUUCGGAUUCGAUAAAUUAAAGACAAUAAAAAAAUAUAAGAAUUAGAUAUAAAAAUUUUAUUCCUUUAUGACAAUAUUUGAUGUGAGAAAACUGAAGAAAUUACUCAUUAGUAUAAUGAUAACAAUUGUUUUGAGUACACAAAUUAAUGUUUAACACAAUUCACAUGAAAUGAAUUCAACUUUUUAUUUCAUUUCUUCUCUCUCAUAUCUCAAUCAUUUCGACUUAUAGAUAGACAUUUAUUAUAAAAAACUAAACUAAUAUCUAAUGAAUAAAUGCAACACUUAUUUAAUAUGUACCUUGUACAGUUUGUUAAACUGUUUAAACUGUUAUAUACACGAAUGAUUCGUUGAUCUGCCA
Clunio marinus is the source of this 3601-nucleotide messenger RNA. The record is from the annotation of a GenBank genome assembly. Lineage: Eukaryota; Metazoa; Arthropoda; Insecta; Diptera; Chironomidae.